Symbiodinium necroappetens is the source of this 999-nucleotide messenger RNA. Lineage: Eukaryota; Dinophyceae; Suessiales; Symbiodiniaceae. The record is from the annotation of a GenBank genome assembly.
AUGAUCGAUUAUCGACACGGGUCCUGGGGCAUGAAGGUGCUAUGUCUCUCGCGGGGCUCCGUGAUCCCGAAGGCAAUCUGCUGGUCAUUGCCUUGCGCCGCGGCGACGGUGCUGCUCCAUAUCUACUGGGGCGUAUUGAAAGGUGACGAGAAUCAGGAGCUGGAAGGACUUGGCCAGAUUUGGUCCAGCUUUACCUUCGUUUUCGGCUUCCUCAUCGUGUUCCGUAGCAACCAAGCUUACUCGCGCUUCUGGGAAAGCGUGACUUUGUUUCAUCAAACCAGCGGGGAAUGGAUGAGUGCAUUUAGCAACCUGCUGGCAUUUUGCAACACAAAACCCGAGAAAUCUGAGGAGGUGGCUCAGUUUCGCUUCGCACUGAUGAGGCUCUUUAGCCUCCUCCACUGCAAUGCGCUGCAGAACACUUCAGACCUCGCCGACGACAGCCUUGAAAUCUUGGAUGUCGGCGGCUUCAGCAAGCGGAGCUUGCUACACCUGAAGAACAGCCCAGAUAGGACGGAGACGGUCCUAUUGUGGAUUGAGCGACUCAUCUUGGAUGCAGAUCGGGACAAGACGCUAGAUGUCCCGGCGCCAAUUCUGUCCCGAGCUUUCCAAGAACUCUCUCGAGGCAUGGUGAGCGUGACCGAUUUGCGGAAGAUCCGAGACGUACCCUUUCCCUUCCCAUACUCGCAAUUCCUCUCCCUCAUGCUCCUGGCGCACUGGGUAUUGACUCCCAUCGUUGCAAGUCAGGUGAUUGUGAAGCCAUACUGGGCUGGGAUCAUCGUUUUCGUGGUGUCCACUGCCUACUGGACACUCUUCUACAUCGCGCAGGAGAUCGAUCAGCCUUUCGGCGAUGACUCUAAUGAUCUUCCGGUCGCCGACAUGCAAAGAGAGUUCAAUGCCAAGUUGGAGUAUUUCUGCCUUCCAAUGGCCUCCAAGGUCCCCAACGUGAAGAUGGACACGGAUUAUCGACUUCUUGUUCUGGAUUCUGGAUAUGGUGACAUC